This is a messenger RNA of Myotis brandtii (Brandt's bat), 3500 nucleotides long. RefSeq names its product DnaJ (Hsp40) homolog, subfamily C, member 28 (gene DNAJC28). Bases 735 to 1901 code for a protein of 388 amino acids. The transcript is spliced from 2 exons. The record is from RefSeq and is a predicted model, not a curated record. Lineage: Eukaryota; Metazoa; Chordata; Mammalia; Chiroptera; Vespertilionidae.
CCUUCCGCUCGAGGUGGGGGGGAGGUGGGCCAGGUCGCCCCGGGCCUCCUGAAAUGUCCUGCCUGUGUCCUCGUGGGUAGAAUUCGUUUUGAGAGAGAUCCUGGGAGCCCGGGAAGGUAGGACACCUGUCCCGGUUGGGUACGACUCUGCCCGCCGCCUCUCAGGUCCCCUCAGGGUGAAGCGGCACAUGGUCUGGUCCGGAGGGACCCCGGCUCGCGCGGAGACUCCGGGGACUGAAGGGCGGCGCGCGCGCGCAUGCGCGGAGGCGCGGCGUGGGGGCGGGAGCCGCGCAGCCCCUUCCCCGCGUCGGUGAAGGUGAGUGGGGGCCCGGCGGGGCGUGUCCCGCGAUGGGACUGACGCUCCCCCGCAGCGACCCCCGUUGGCACGACCACCACCUCCCAGCUACUCUGAAAGCCCUGGACCCCAGUUGUCCCGAAAGCUGGGGUUCCCAGGCGCUCCGGUUCGGCGUUCAUACACCAAAAUGCCUUAGAGUUAAGCCACUGCCGCCCUUGCACUGCCAUUCCCGGCACCGGUCUCUCCUCCACGCGCCAUCUGUGCUACGGAGCAGCUCACCUGUGGGGGGCUCCCCUUUCCCCGCCGGCAGCAGCUAGCUCCGUCCUGGCCAGCCCUGGAGAUGGGAGGCCUGGUGCGCGAUCUGUCCACCAGCUGUCACCCCGCUGCAGACUGCCCGCCCGCCCUCUGCUCCCGUACCGUUGCUAGGAAGAACUCUGGGCAUGAUAAUCAACACCUUGUAUGUGAUGAUGGCUCAACUCUUAAGAUCUCGUCUGAUAAACGCUGCGAUGAUUCGUAACCGAAUGAACAUGCUCCCAUCUCUUGGAGUCGUUGGAAACAGAAUGAUGUCAACUCUUAAGUCACCAAAGAAGAUGAGAGAAUAUUACAGGCGGCUGAAUCUGGAAGAAGGAUGCUCUGCAGACGAUGUCAGGGAAUCUUUUCGGAAGCUCGCCAAGCAAUACCACCCAGACAGUGGCUCUCCUACGGCGGAUUCUGCAACGUUCAUAAAGAUCGAAGAAGCGUACAGGAACGUGCUUUCCCACGUGAUGCAGCAAACAAACGCCCGGCAGAAGAAAGUCGAAGACGCAGAGGAUGAGGAAGAAAACUCCAAAUAUAAAACACCCCAACACAGGCAUUACUUAAGUUUCGAAGGUAUUGGUUUUGGAACUCCAAGUCAACGAGAGAAGCAAUACAGGCAAUUUAGAGCAGACCGGGCCGCUGAGCAAGUGAUGGAAUAUCAAAAGCAGAAGCUGCAUAGCCAGUACUUCCCUGAAAGCUUAACUGUCAAAGAUGUGAGACAGACUAAACAACAAAAGAUAACUCAAGCCAUAGAGCGGUUAGUGGAGGAUCUCAUUCAGGAGUCGAUGGCAAGGGGAGACUUUGAUAACCUCAGUGGGAAAGGAAAACCUCUACAGAAGUUUUCUGGCUGUUCAUAUAUUGAUCCCAUGACUCACAACCUGAACAGAAUAUUGAUAGAUAACGGAUACCAACCCGAAUGGAUCCUAAUGCAAAAGGAAAUAAAGGGUACUAUUGACCAACUCCGAGAGUCCAUUGUAGUGUCCAGGAAAAAACUGGGGAAUCCCAUGACGCCCACUGAACAGAAACAGUGGAACCAAGUUUGUGAGCAGUUUCAAGAAGACAUCAGAAAACUAAACAAGCGAGUGAACGAUUUUAAUUUGAUUGUUCCCCUCCUCACCAGGCAAAAAGUCCAUUUUGAUGCCCAGAAAGAAAUCGCGAAAGCCCAGGAAAUAUAUGAGACCUUUAUCAAAUCCAAGGAAGUCACAGAGAAAAACCCAAACAACAUUGAUCAGGGUGAAGGGGAGAAAACACCUGGAGUCAAGACAGGGUUUUUCAACUGGACGAAUAUGUGGAAAUUCAUUAAAGCCUGACCAUUUCAACGUUCACAGCCCCGCCCCAAAUCCUUUUCAGUUGUACUGACAUCAGACAGAGAGACUGGGAGGUAUGGCUGUCACACAGGAGUUUGAGAACUGUAUGCCGUACUUUUCACAAAACUGACCACAGCUCUGGUGAUGUGUAAGGAGAAAGCCGGGAGAAACUGUCACAGAAAUGUUCAGCCAGCUUUGCUCUGGGAAAAUAGCAAGGAAAGAAGAGACGCUCUAAGAAAACAAUUUAAUCCAUUGCCAAGUGUAAUUGCCAGUCAUCAGGUGAGAUGCGUUAGGACAGGGACUUGGGCUGGGAAUCAUAAAGGGUAUUCGGAAUGUCGUGCAGAUUUAAACUCUAAUAACUUCAAACCAGUUGCCAUUUGCCAUCUUCAAACACAGGCACUUCAACAACAACAACAAACCAAAAACAUCAAAAGUCAUAAACCUAAACAAGAAUGUAGGCAGCUGGGUUAUCAAAGCUCAAAACUGUUGUAAGACUUUGGGACACUCUGUGGGCGGAAACGUUAAGAUGAGGACAUCAGCCUCUGGAGUCACUGCUUUUCUUUAUAAAGGUCUUCUCUGUGGGCACUGAAUUUUAAAAGUAUAUCUGGGUUGUACUUUUUCCUGACUAACUUCACGAUCGAUUGGCUGCAGAAAUGGCCCGGCCACGCUGGUGACUUAGCUAUUCUAGAAGUAGACCCCUGGGUCCACUGUCAGAGCUUUGAGUGCAUGUUCUGGUCUCCAGGAGUGAAAAACCCUUGGGAUCAAUGGAAACGUAAGAUUUCACUUCUGGCUUCAUCUCUCCUCAGAGAUUGAAAUGAUAGGUUUACAUAAACGUACCUGAGGUCUGUCUCUGUCAUGUAUGGGACGCCCCAGAGCCUUUGUCAACCACGUGAAAACCUCCGUUUCCUGCCUUAGGGCUCGAAUUUCCUGUCUUAGGAACCCUUCAGUGAACAAAGACAAGAUGCCUGAAUGUUGUACCUUUGGCAAAUGACACGAGUUUGACCUUCGUGAGAUGGUUGUGUCCCGUCCACUUUAAGAAAAUCUGACUUUCUGAGGUGUCAGUGCUCUGGCCACAGAAUUGGGCAACCAGAGGGGUCUGGGGUGUGGUCACAAGGAGCAGGUCAUGUCCUCGCCUACACCAGAGCGCUGCGUUCUGGAUGCGGUUCAGAGCGUGGCGCGGGCUGUCUCACGUGUGAACAACAGCUAUUCUGUAAAACGUGAUCAUUAAAACUACAUCUUCAAAAGGAAAUUUCAGACCUUUUUGCUUAGAGAUGGGGCAUUGAUUGCUAUAGGAUGUGAUUAUUUUGUUGAUGAGUUGUUUGGCUUCUAGAAUGAUAGCAUUACUCUAAACAAAAUGGUGAACAGUACAACAUACAGCUUUAUAACAUUUCCAGAACAUUUAAAAGGCAAUUCCGUUAGUCUUGCGAAAAAGGGAAUUCAAUGUGUGACACCCAAUUGCAUUGAAGGAACAUAUAGCAAGGACACCAUUUUCAAUAUUGGAUAAUGGGAAGGUGAAAUGAUCAAAAAACUCUGGUAAAUCCUUAAUUUCAGCACAGCACACUUUAUGUUUGUAAAUGUUAAUAAAGUUAAUUUUAAUGAUUA